Molecule: messenger RNA, 480 nt
Organism: Trematomus bernacchii (emerald rockcod)
Lineage: Eukaryota; Metazoa; Chordata; Actinopteri; Perciformes; Nototheniidae
Product: complement C1q-like protein 4
Exons: 4
Coding region: 1-480 (159 amino acids)
Molecular function (GO): protein binding
Source: RefSeq, a predicted model, not a curated record
AUGUCUCUAGAGAACAGGAUGAGCUCCAGUGAAAAGCAGGUGGUGGAGCUCCAUACAGGGAACUCAGCCGGUCCUCAGGUGGCGUUCUCAGCCGGUCUCAGUGAUGCAGGAGUAGUCGGACCCUUCGGCACUAACAGUAUACUGAAGUACACUAAAGUCUUCACCAAUAUCGGCCAGGCCUACAGCGCAACUACAGGUAUCUUCAAAGCCCCUGUCAAAGGAGUCUACUACUUCAGCUUCAACAUGUGGGGAAGCCGCUUUGUAUCAGAUACCGCUCUUGAAUUCGCUCUCAACAACGUGAUGAAGAUGAGGCUUCAAGAUUACAAUGAUGCCUAUGGCUUUGUCUCUGCGUCUAACUCAAUUGUUCUUCAGCUGGAGAAGGGAGAUGUUGCCAACAUCGUUCUGCCCUCCAGCUACAACGUUUAUGAUGAGUUGUUUAAUCGCAUGAUUUUCAGUGGAUUUCUACUCUUUCCUCUGUGA